AUUGAUCAAUAUUAUUAAGACCAAACUUAUCCCCUUCAAUUUACAGCCAUUGUCAAAUACCCAGAAACUGCUUAGCCAAUUACCCAGUAAGAAGCAGGAAAGAUGGCAAGCAGAUUGGUGGUUGUUCAACAACAUCAACCUUCUUCUUUGGCAUUCCUUCAUUCUUCUCUCUCCUCUGACUUUAAUGGCUGCAGACUCACUCACUCUGUUCAGUUCAAGAGAAAUGUAGUGCAACCAAAAGGAGCAUUACAUGUUACAGCAUCAAGUGCCAAGAAAAUCCUUAUUAUGGGAGGCACCCGAUUCAUUGGUUUAUUCUUGUCAAGACUCCUUGUCAAGGAAGGACAUCAGGUGACUCUAUUUACAAGAGGAAAAGCACCAAUUGCCCAACAGUUGCCUGGUGAAUCAGAAGCUGAAUUUGCUGAUUUUUCAUCCAAGAUCCAGCACUUGAAAGGUGACAGACAGGAUUUUGAUUUCGUCAAAAGCAGCCUGUCUGCUGAAGGCUAUGAUGUUGUUUACGACAUAAAUGGGAGAGAGGCAGUUGAGGUAGAACCAAUAUUGGACGCGCUUCCAAAGCUAGAACAAUAUAUUUACUGCUCCUCGGCUGGUGUCUACCUUAAAUCAGACCUCAUGCCACAUUGUGAGGUAGAUGCUGUUGAUCCGAAGAGUAGGCACAAGGGAAAGCUUGACACAGAGAGCUUGCUUCAGACAAGGGGGGUAAAUUGGACUGCUUUAAGACCUGUAUACAUCUAUGGUCCAUUGAACUACAACCCUGUCGAAGAAUGGUUCUUCCACCGACUCAAAGCUGGCCGCCCAAUUCCUAUCCCUGGUUCAGGAAUUCAAAUUACCAGUCUUGGUCAUGUUAAGGAUUUGGCAGAUGCUUUCGUACGUGUUCUUGGAAACGACGUAGCAAGCGGGCAAGUCUACAACAUUUCUGGAGACAAGUAUGUAACCUUUGAUGGACUAGCAAAGGCGUGUGCUAAGGCUGGUGGAUUUCCAGAACCUGAGAUAAUCCAUUACAACCAAAAGGAGUAUGAUUUUGGCAAAAAGAAGGCUUUCCCCUUCCGUGACCAGCAUUUCUUUGCAUCAAUCGAAAAGGCGAAGAAAGAACUUGGAUGGAAACCAGAGUUCGACUUGGUGGAAGGUCUUACAGACUCAUACAACCUUGACUUUGGAAGGGGAACAUUCAGGAAAGCAGCUGAUUUCUCUACAGAUGACAUGAUUUUGGGCAAGACCCUUGCUACUGUCUAGAACAAGAACAACUAUCUCUUGUUGUAACCUACAAUUUUCGUCUUCUUUAAGAAUAUUUUGAUUACAAUAUGAGAUUAGUGUCUGUAAAAUGAAUGAAUUAUGCAAAUAUUAUACCGCGAAUUCCAAUUUGUA
This is a messenger RNA of Spinacia oleracea (spinach), 1380 nucleotides long. Its product is annotated as chloroplast stem-loop binding protein of 41 kDa b, chloroplastic. NCBI's taxonomy places the organism in Eukaryota, Viridiplantae, Streptophyta, Magnoliopsida, Caryophyllales, Amaranthaceae. The record is from RefSeq and is a predicted model, not a curated record. The coding region runs from base 103 to 1248 and encodes 381 amino acids. Gene Ontology annotation, biological process: monosaccharide metabolic process. Gene Ontology annotation, molecular function: UDP-glucose 4-epimerase activity. The transcript has 10 exons. Gene Ontology annotation, cellular component: cytosol.